AUGAAAGUGCUAAAGGGGUAUGUUCAGAAUCGUACUCGUCCCAAAAGUUGCAUUGCUGAGCGGUAUAUAGCUGAAGAAGCUGUAGAGUUUUGUACCGAGCAUUUAUCUUAUGUUAGUACAGUUGGAGUGCCUUCAAGCCAAAAGAUGGGAGUUUCAAAGCCAUUAUCAAGUUGCACAGUGAGCAUAGUUGAUCGGGACCUGUUGAACCAAGCACAUCUAUAUGUCUUGGAGAAUACGGAGGAAGUCCUACCUUAUAUCAAGCAACAUAUGAUCCACAUCAAGACCGCUUAUCCAAAAUUUAGAAAGAGAACAAAGUGGCUACAGGAUAAGCACAAUAGCACUUUCAUUCAAUGGCUACGCUUCAAGGUUCAAAGUGAACUUAAUGAGGAAGACAAUCAUGGCGUAUCAGAAAAUUUAAGGUGGCUAGCAGCUGGUCCAAACAUGGCAGUGCCAUUAUAUAGGAGCUAUCUUAUUAAAGGUAUUAAAUUCAACAUCAAGGCACAAGAUGAUGUGCGGACAACUCAAAAUAGUGGAGUUUAUUUACUUGCACAUACCAUGCAAGUUGCUAGUGCCAAGAAUAAAAACUCAAUUCUCUCAAAUAUGGGUUUCUAUGGUGUCAUUCAAGAAAUUUGGGACCUUGACUACCAAAAGUUUACAAUCCCAGUCUUUAGGUGUGAUUGGAUAGAUAGUACUUCUGGUCUUGUAGUCGAAGAACUUGGAUUUACCCUUGUAGAUUUGAGUAAAAUUGGACAUAGGAAUGACCAAUUUGUUUUGGCUUCUCAAGUCAAACAAGUAUUUUUUGUUGACGACCCGAUGCAUCGUGGUUGGUCGGUAGUAUUAUCAACGCCUAAUAGAGAAUAUAAUGAUGUUAUUGGUGAUGAUGUCUUAGGUGAUGUGAGAAUUGAGUGUGAGCCAUUUACUAGAGGGAUGCCAAAUGUUGACACAUUUGAUGAACUGGUGGGUGAGUUAGGGAGUCAAAAUAUUCGAGAUGGGUGUGAAGAUAUAUGGAUUGAAUGA
Molecule: messenger RNA, 1017 nt
Organism: Prunus armeniaca (apricot)
Lineage: Eukaryota; Viridiplantae; Streptophyta; Magnoliopsida; Rosales; Rosaceae
Source: the annotation of a GenBank genome assembly